Messenger RNA from Pararge aegeria (speckled wood butterfly), 4156 nucleotides. RefSeq names its product inositol oxygenase-like. Gene Ontology annotation, biological process: inositol catabolic process. Gene Ontology annotation, cellular component: cytoplasm. Lineage: Eukaryota; Metazoa; Arthropoda; Insecta; Lepidoptera; Nymphalidae. The transcript is spliced from 7 exons. The record is from RefSeq and is a predicted model, not a curated record. Gene Ontology annotation, molecular function: inositol oxygenase activity; iron ion binding. Bases 80 to 961 code for a protein of 293 amino acids.
AAGAUGUGACAUAUUACUUGCGACGCCAGCAGUCGGCCUUCUAGCUUCAUUAGAAACAGAGCGGCACCGAGAAAAAAAAAUGAAGUUCAGAAAUCCCGACAACACCAUCAGCCUGAUGGACCCGUCGCUGCUGCUGCGGCCAGAGAAGAUCUACAGCGAUAAGCCCAUGCAGUGCUUCCGGGACUACACCGUGGACGAUGCGGACCCCAUCAAAGAGCGCGUGCGACGCACAUAUUACACAAUGCACUCUCACAUGACUGUCGACUUCGUCCGGAGCAAAAUGGAGAAGUGGCUCAAGUUCAACCACUUCAAGUCGUCAGUGAAGGACGCGCUAAUCAAGCUGAACGAGUUAGUCGACGAGUCGGACCCAGACACAGAUCUACCGAACAUCGUGCACGCCUUCCAAACCGCCGAGAGGAUCCGCGAAGAUUACCCUCAUGACGACUGGUUCCAGCUUAUUGGGUUGAUUCAUGACCUUGGCAAGGUAAUGGCUUUCUACGACGAGCCGCAGUGGUGUGUGGUGGGAGACACGUUCCCCGUCGGCUGCAAGUGGGGCAGGACCAUCGUGUAUGGAGACGAUAGCUUCAAGGACAACCGUGACACUUACAACGAGAAAUACAACACUGAACUGGGCAUGUACAAGCCGAAAUGCGGCAUUGAAAACCUCCUCAUGUCCUGGGGGCACGACGAGUACCUCUACAGAGUGUUGAAGCAUAACAAAGCCAGGUUUCCCGAGGAAGGAUUGCAGAUGAUUAGGUUCCACUCCUUCUACCCGUGGCACGCCGGUGGCGACUACAGCCAGUUCACAACAGCAGAAGAUGAGAAGAUCAAAAAAGCCGUCCUUAAAUUCAACCAAUACGACCUGUAUACGAAAAGUGCUGGUGUCCCAGAUAUUGAAGCUUUGUGGCCAUACUACGAGAGUCUCAUCGAGAAGUACAUUCCAGGGGUUCUCGAAUGGUGACAAGCUGAAACUAUACUAUUUAUUUCUACGUUAUGAGACAGAUUGUCGUUUAAGGACUUGUAACUAUCACAAUAAUGUUGUAAUUGGCAGAAUUUUAUGAUAACAAUGUGAAUAGUAUAUUUAAUAUUAAUAUCAAAUUAAUAUUAGCACAAUGUGAUAUUUCUAGUUAGUAAGAGUUUUUAGGGAUUGUUUUUAUUAAAGAUAAACAGGGUACCAAGUGUGAAAUUUUUCUACGUACUCUUAAGUAAUUAUUCGAUUGCGUCAAAGUUAACUACGAUACAUUAAAGUGCCACCUAGUGACAAUACUGGAAAACAGUUCGUCACUCGUCGGACGUAGAAAAUCUCGCGCUUGGCUCUCAGAUGUGAAGGGGUUUAAAUAAAUACAUAAAACGCAAUUUUUAAAAUAAACCAGGAACUUUAUUUUAGCUAUAUUUACAGGAAUACAAAUAUCUGAAAAUAGAUAAUUAUUCUAUAUAAUAGCUUCAACAAACAGUCACUUUGCGAAACGAGGAUUUAUCGUAUAACGCCGAGGAUACAACAUCGGGACGGGAAGCCCAAAAAUUAGCUUUAACCAUUUUUAUGAAUACAUUUUGAUCCUGCUCGUUUAUCAAAUAACAAUACAACAUUUACAAUUGUAUUAUUUGCCUAAUUAAUUAAAAAUGUCAUUAUUACCUAUUUCUGAUUCUUGUAUUUUUAUUAUUUUUAAAGCAAUGUAAUUUUUUUAUUUUAUAUAACAUCUGCACACUGUCUGUGGCAGUCGAUUCUGAAGGGACUGUUUAAUUAAAUAUUAACUUGUUAUGUACCCACAUUUUGGCAAAUAAAUAAAUAUUAUUUAUUAUUAUGAUUAUAUAAUUAUGGAAGAUGAGUAAUGUACAGUUAAAGGUUUAUUUAUUGGCUUUAAGGCAUUAUCCACUUUAAGGCAUCAUUGGUCGGUAACUCUGUCGGUAUACACAGCAUCUGUCGGUAUGCGAGGACUUCCCUCAGAUGGGUAACGACCAAUGGUCGUUGCACCGCCUGUGCGUAUUCCCCGUAAGCGACCUUAAGCGAUCUCAACGACCAAUGAAAUUCAUCGGUCGGUAUAAAUCUUUCUACGUUCCGAGACUCGUACACCAGUUAACACUGGCAAAUGUGCAUGAUCUCUAGCACCCGGUAUGCGGGUACCAUCGACUAUUAAAAAUUGAGAUCUAUGGUACGAGUAAUACCAUCCGUCCCCCCACCCUCGACCAAUAAAACCAAGCCUUUCGCUUAGGUAAUAUAUAAUUUAACCUUCAGCUUAAAUAGUUAGAAAUGGGGUUCGUCCAUUUUGUGUUAUAGUAUUCGAGAUAAUAAAUUUCAUUGAUAAAUACGCGGUGACAACCCAUAUAAGAAUAAUUAACUAUGGCAACAGAAAAAAUAUUAAGAUAAGAAAAGUUAUUCAAACACACAGGUACAAAUACAUUUAUAAAUUUGUGUACACAUAUAACUAAUGCUAUAUGACUAAUGCUUUUAAAAUAAUCAUAGUAGGAUAAAAGGGUGAGUAUUUAAUAAACGAACGAAGUUUUUUUAAACUCAAUUUGGUAACACUAAAACUAACGAUGCAUUCAAAUUUACCACGCAAAUAAUUAGUAAAACUUGUAGGAAGUAAAUAACAGCACAGUGACGAAAUUGAAUGCACCCAAAGUAAAAACAAAAAUAGCGUAAGAGACAGUGUAUAUAAAUAGGAGCAAUUUUAGAACGUAAAAUCCCCGUCACGAUGUAGCCUCAACAUAAUUCAUAAACAUCAUCCAUAUCACACUGUGCACGCACGAAUUCCCUGAAUUCCCUAAGCAAAUUCACGAGUAACAGAUAAAUUGUUCCAAUGCAGCUUACAUGUCGCUCGCGUGCAUUGCGGCAUACGCGACAGGCGAGAUGGUGGAGCGACAAGCAUAAUCGUGGCACGCGUUCGCUUACUAUAUCAUAUUGAUUCAUAAGAGCCUAGCAUUUACAGAUAACACAUUGAUCAGCUACCUAAAUAUUAUAAAUGGAUGUUAUAUUCCGAGAGAGGGUAAGCAACAUUCAAGUGCAUCGUCAUUGUGUUUGAUUAAAGACAAAACUUUGAAGUUUGUUUAACAUUUAAAAAAAAAUAUCGAUUAACCACGUAAAAAUCGGUUAGUUCAAAAGAUUUAAACUCAAAGAGACAUAGAAACUCUAACAAAAUUUAAGCUUCGAUCGAACACCCCCUUAAAAGCAGCUACGCCCUCUCGGACCAUUAUGUUUGCUCUAGCGCAAAAAGUAAAUGAUAAAUAUUUUAUCUUUAAAUGAACAAAUCAUUCAAUUUAAUAAUCAUUCGUCAUAAUUUGUAUUAAUAAUAAUAAUAAUUGCAUGUCAAUCAUAUUUCGUUAGGGCCCAUUCACACAUGCCGACAUACCGCCGCCACUCGACAUGUAUGGAUCCGCCGUUUUACUUACUCGAAAGGCACGAUAUCAUAGAAAACAAAGAUAUCAAAUAAUUCCAUAUUAAGUAUUUUAUUACAAUAAUAUUAUUUUAUUUCAUUCAUAUUCACGAUUUUUGAUGAUAAUAAUUCAAUUGAAACAAUAUAAUAUUUAUAGAAUUACAAUUCAUAAAUUACUGUAACGUUAAAAAUCUCGGCCGUUAAAUUUCAAUUUACUAGCUAAAACAAAUGUAUAAGUAAUAUUGAAAUUUAGCACCACGAAUUUUGUGUUUUUUGUGGAAAACCGCUGUUGCAUCACAAAAAUUAAUCAAGUUUAUUCGAAUCGAUUAGUAAUUUAAGAUAUUUAAUUGGAUCACAUGAUUAUUAAACUCUGAGUAAAUACAGAGCCCUGUUCCGAUCGUGUUCCAACUCUAUACGAAUACACUUUGUAUUUUGACGUGUUUUUUAAUAGCAAUAUAUUAUGGUCCAACCAGAUGGCCCCCUUGGUGAGUGGAAAACCACCAGUCCGGAGUGGAACAAUAUUUGCUACCUGAACAUUAGUUAGGUAAAAGGUAACAUACAAGUAGACAUACGUAAAAACUACCUAGACAUUGUAAUAAGGCGUUAAUAAAGAUACAGACAUCGAAGGCAUUUAACAAGUAUUUCAUUUACAUUUAUUUAUUACAAUAUUACGUUUAGAGAUGCAAAAAAUGCAAUACUUAGACUAUAAGAGCGUUUCUAUACUAUUGGUUGACCUAUUUUUAUUGGUUUUAGUUUAAAUCUUAAAGUAAACAAAUGUUACGUUA